AGAGAGAGAGAGAGAGAGACAACAACCGUAACAGUAUUUAAACUUCUUUUCUUGUCUCUAAUUUUCACAUUCUCAUCUCUCUCAUUAAACAAAUAAAAAAAAACGAAGAAGACGAAAGAGUUAUCUCAAAUCUAUCUCUCUCUAUCUCACUAGCAUUUCGGAUCAUACGUGUUUGAAAGGAUCAGAUCGAAGAUGUCGGACGUUUCCGGUGACGGAGAUGCAACGGCGUCGAUCACGCAACCGGCUUCGUCGUAUCCGUCACUGAAGGUUUCGGCGUCAUACAAGGAGAGCGGCGGAGGAAAAAGCUCCUCCAAGCGUAGGCCAGUUAAGCUGAGCUUAGACGACGCAGCGGCUGAGAAUGAGUUCAUCACUCAGCUUCAUGGCUCGGAUCCAGUGAAGGUGGAGCUUAAUCGACUAGAGAAUGAAGUUAGAGAUAAGGAUCGAGAGUUAGGGGAAGCACACGCUGAGAUCAAAGCGUUAAGGUUGUCUGAGAGACAGAGAGAGAAAGCUGUUGAAGAGCUUACUGAGGAGCUCGCUAAGUUGGAUGAGAAGCUCAAGUUGACAGAAUCAAUCCUCCAAAGCAAAAAUCUAGAAAUCAAGAAAAUCAACGAGGAGAAGAAAGCCUCAAUGGCUGCUCAAUUUGCUGCUGAAGCCACCUUAAGACGGGUCCAUGCUGCACAAAAGGACGAUGACAUGCCUCCAAUUGAAGCCAUCCUUGUUCCUUUAGAAGCUGAACUUAAGCUUGCACGAUCUGAGAUUGGGAAGCUUCAAGAAGAUAACAGGGCUUUUGAUCGUCUGACUAAAUCAAAGGAAGCUGCCUUACUUGAUGCUGAGAGGACCAUUGAAGGUGCCCUUGCAAAAGCAGCCUUGGUUGAUGAUCUUCAAAACAAGAACCAGGAGUUAAUGAAACAAAUAGAAAUCUGUCAGGAAGAAAACAAGAUUUUAGACAAAAUGCAUAGGCAGAAGGUUGCUGAUGUGGAAAAGCUCACUCAGACAGUAAGAGAGCUGGAAGAGGCUGUUCUUGCAGGUGGUUCUGCUGCAAAUGCCGUGAGGGAUUACGAGCGAAAAUUCCAAGAGAUGAAUGAAGAGAGGAAAACUCUUGACAGGGAGCUUGCACGUGCAAAGGUUACAGCAAACAGAGUUGCAACGGUGGUAGCAAAUGAGUGGAAAGAUGGUAAUGAUAAAGUGAUGCCUGUGAAGCAAUGGCUUGAAGAAAGAAGGUUUCUACAGGGAGAAAUGCAGCAACUUCGCGAUAAGCUUGCCAUAACAGACCGAGCUGCUAAAUCCGAAGCACAGUUAAAGGAAAAGUUUCAACUGCGGCUUAAAGUGCUUGAGGAGGCACUUAAAGGAACUUCAAGCAGCAGCAUUAGGAACACAUCCGAGACAAGGACCAUGAGGAGUGGACCCUCUCGCAGACAGUCGCUUGGUGGAUCUGAAAACUUGCAAAAGUUUCCAUCAAACGGUGCAUUGUCAAAGAAAGCUCCAGCUUCUCAGAUGAGACAUUCCUUGUCUAUUAACUCAACUUCUAUGUUGAAGAAUUCUAAAGGAACAUCCAAGUCAUUUGAUGGAGGUACAAGAUCCUUGGACAGGGGCAAAGCACUCUUAAAUGGACCUGGGAACUAUUCUUUCAACAAGGCUUCUGAUGAAUCUAAGGAACCAGAGCCAGCUACUGGGUGGAAAGACAGUUCAGAGGAGAAGACACAAAGUGAAAACACUCAAGCAGCAAGUGAGGACAGUGUGCCAGGUGUUUUGUAUGAUUUACUACAGAAAGAAGUAGUUUCUUUGAGGAAAGCUUCUCAUGAAAAGGACCAAAGUCUCAAAGACAAGGAUGAUGCCAUUGAGAUGCUAGCUAAGAAGGUGGAAACAUUAACAAAGGCAAUGGAAGUUGAAGCGAAGAAAAUGAGAAGGGAAGUAGCUGCAAUGCGUGUGGAGAAAGAUCAAGACAACAGAGCCAAAAGGUUUUCAAAUAUCAAAAGCUCAUCCAACACCGCUUAGAUUCUUGCUGAAAGAGCUGCUGGAAGAAGCGGGUGAACCAAGAGUACACAGUGAGCAUGAGCUUCAAGAUAUAACAAGUAAAAGAAUCUUAUAGGCUCUUGUUAUUAAGUUGUUUAGCGGUUAUAUAUCUUCUUCUUUCACUUGAUUUUACUUUUGUGUUUGUUUUGUUACCUCAUGUGAUUGAUUGUAUCACCAUAUAGCUUAGCAUGAUGAUAAUCUCAUCCUCACACCUAUAUAACCCAGUAAAGAGAGAAGGGGGGUUAAACUGGUUAGAGGGAGAUAAAUGUUGGCAUUUUUGGAUAGCAUUUUCAUCCCCUUAUCCGGAAGUUAGUUUGUGUUUGCGUGUGUAUAGGUUAGAGAGCUUUGUAUUGGGUUCUACGGAGAGGGAGAGAGAGAGAGAG
Brassica oleracea var. oleracea is the source of this 2396-nucleotide messenger RNA. Its product is annotated as microtubule-associated protein 70-2-like. Gene Ontology annotation, biological process: cytoskeleton organization. The record is from RefSeq and is a predicted model, not a curated record. Lineage: Eukaryota; Viridiplantae; Streptophyta; Magnoliopsida; Brassicales; Brassicaceae. Bases 193 to 1995 code for a protein of 600 amino acids. The transcript has 12 exons. Gene Ontology annotation, molecular function: microtubule binding.